UUGUGGAGCAGCCCUGGACCCUGUGUUGUCUCCAGCUGGGGGACGGGACGGGGCUGGGGGAUGAGGGCACCCGGGGCUGUGAGCCCAGGCACCUGGGUUCUUUCCUAGGGCUCAGCAUCUUUCCAGCACCAGGCCUGGGUGAGGGGAGCAGGAGCCCCUUUCCAGGCAGGGGCCCCGUGGGCCUGGGUGUUGCCCAGCUCCACCCCGGCUGAGCUCAGGCAGCCCGGGAGAGGCGUCUGCGUUCCAGACGGUGCCUGUAAUACCCCCGGCAUUCCCGAAUGGGGCGUCACCUGCCCCCCGCUGCUGUGUGCCUGUGGCUGCAGCAGCUUCUUCAGGUCACAGGGUCAGUUAUCUCCACCCCAGAAGCUGCUGCAUCACCCUGCCAGGCGAAGGGACCUGUUGCUCCAGCCAGUGCUGGGAUGCGGCGAGCUCGGGUGGGGCGUGUCCGCGGUUGCGUGUAACCGAGAUGUGGCUGCCUCUGGGCUGGGGCUUUGGGCUCUGAGGUUGCAAUGUCAACCGCUGAGUAGAGCAGAGGCCGCUGGCUCUGGGGGGGUCGGGGCAGGGGAUCCAGGUUUAUGCUGCGGUUGGCUCUGGGGUGGCUUGUGCCAGUGGCUGCGUAGAACACAUGGAGCCGGCUCUAGGGUGGGGGACAGGGAGUACAAAGCCAGGUGCUGGGAUGCAGCCAGCUCGGGUGUGGGCGGCUGAGUAUUACAAACACAGCUGCCCCUGGGACGGGGCUGAAAUGCGGCUGGUUCUGGGGCGGGAUGUGCUAGCGGCCAAACAGAAGAGGCAGGCGGAUGUGGAGGCAUUGGGGCCAGGGAGAUGGGGCCCUGUGCGGGGCUGCAGCUGCUUGAGGGCACCAGGGCAGGUGGAGGGGGGCUCUGGUAUUGCCCCGUGCUGCUUUGCCCCAGGGUGCCUUGACUCAGUGGAGUUUCCUGUCUGUGCAGGGCUGCGUGCUGGGGGGUAGGUGGUUGGGGGGCCUGAGUCAGCCCAGGCAGCCGGCCCAGCCACUUCCUGCUCCUCCCCGCUCCCCCCUCCAAACUUCAGGGAACUGGGAGGGGGGCAAGGACCCCAGCCAAGGUCCUACAGUGAGUCAGUGGUGGGGGGGGGGAGCCCAGAGCCGCACCCCUAAGCCUGGACUGGCUCAGACUGCCUGGACUGCCCCAAAGCUGUGAAGAGCCCAGGUGUCCGGGCGUCCAGCCCCCAUUGCAACCCUCGACACCCCUUCCUCUCGCAGUCUGGAUCCGACCUGGGCUCCGCCCCCCGAGGGGGGAUGAGAUCAGACACGGGACAGGGAUAAAGAGGCCGUGCAGCGCAGCAGAGGCAGGAGCUGGACCAGCAGCAGCGGGAGCCCCGGACCCAGCACCCCGAGAAGGGACCGCAUAGGAAGCACAAGCAUGCUGCUGUCGAGGGCCCCGAUCCUGGCCGCCACCGUCUGCCUCCUCCUCCUGUGCCCCGCGGCCACCGCCACCAGCCGGGGGGCCCCCCUGCCGCAGCCCCCCCCAGUGCCCCACACCACCUGGGAGGAUUACGAGGACGACACCGCUACGCCCACCACGCCCAGGCUGGGCCCGCCGAGCCGCUGCGACUACCAGCCCUGCCGCCACCUGCAGCCAUCCUGCGCCGAGCUGCGCCAGGCCUCAGCCUGCCUCUGCCCAGGACUGUCGGGCGCCAGCGAGCCCCCCGAUCCCCCGCGGCUCCUGGAGGCGGUGGUGGCGGCCGGCGGGGCCAGCCUGCACUGGUGCGCGCCCCCCUCCACCGUGCUGCGCUACCGCCUGCUGGCCUGGCCCCCCCAUGGGCCCCCCCUGGCCAGCCCUCCGCUCAACGCCAGCUUCCGCCGCGCCACGCUGGGGCCCCUGGCACCCGGCACCCGCUACCGCCUCUGCGUCGUGGCCGAGAACGCGGCCGGCGCCAGCUUCCAGCACGACGACGCUGCAGCCCCCGGUGGGCCCUGCCGGGCCGUGGACACCCCCCUCGGGCCCCAGCCACUGCUGUAUGCCACCCUGGGGGUGGCUGCCUUGCUGGGGGGCCUCGGCACCAGUGCGCUGGUCUGGCGCUGGGCCCGCCACCGGCGGCCGUGGGGUCGGUCGGCACGGACGGGAUCGCGGGAUAAUAUCCUGGAGAGCGGUGCGGGGCUGGCUGGGGCCACCAACAGCGCCUAUGGGAAGGAGGAGGACCUCUGAUACCCCCCCCCCCCCGUGUCCUCCCUGGACUGUGACACCCCCCUGGAGUCCUUGGUGUCCCCCCAAUGUCUCCCAUGGACUGUGAUGCCCCCUUGGACUCUGACAUCCCCUCCCCUGGUCUGAGAUCCCCCAGCAGCAUAUUUAUUUAUGUAUGUAUUUAUUUGUACGGGGGAGCUGGGGGCGAGAGCCCGGAUGCCUGGGUUCUCCAGCUCCGGCAAGCUGGCGGCUGCUGGGAGGUUAUAAUGGGGUGGGGGGCAAGCUCGGAUAUGUGGCUUCUAGCCCCAGCGCCUGCUGCUGUUGCGUGGGGGGGCUGUACCCCAGGACCCCCUGCUGGCGGGGGGAACCGUAUGGCUGUACCAAAAGAGCAAUAAACCCUAGAAGCAGC
Molecule: messenger RNA, 2568 nt
Organism: Alligator mississippiensis (American alligator)
Lineage: Eukaryota; Metazoa; Chordata; Crocodylia; Alligatoridae
Gene: LRRN4CL
Product: LRRN4 C-terminal like
Exons: 2
Coding region: 1398-2183 (261 amino acids)
Molecular function (GO): protein binding
Source: RefSeq, a predicted model, not a curated record